This is a messenger RNA of Vitrella brassicaformis, 4033 nucleotides long. NCBI's taxonomy places the organism in Eukaryota, Vitrellaceae. The record is from the annotation of a GenBank genome assembly.
CAACAACGUUAGGAUGAGCCAGUUUAGCCCUUGAUCGCAGCAGCUGUACAACAAAGUACCGCAACAUCGUCAAACCAUCGUGGCGAUGAAGCGCAACGCUCCCAAGGCUUCCCCGAAGGCCUCCCGCCCCCUCUCGCCCAACAACAACCGGCAGCAGCAGCAACAGGGCGGCGCCAACAAGCCAGGAGCCAACAACAGGGGCGGCAGGGGCGGCGGCAACAACAACGCCAAUAACAGCAAUGCGCCAGCAGGUGGUGCGGCUGGCAGAGGAGGGAAUGCUCGGGGCGGGGGAGGCGGCGGUGCGGCGGCUUCAUCAUCGCGGGCUGGCAGCUCUGCCGCGAGCGUCACUCGGUCGACGCGAAAGAAGGAUGGUAACACUAAGCCGAGCGAGUAAGCGUAUGGGGGGAAUGGGUGUGCGGGUGGAUGGAUGGAUGGACGGAUGGAUGGAUGGGUGCAGGAAUGAUGCGUCGAAGGCCCCUAUGACGCGAGAGAGGGCAGAGGACAUCCUGCGCAAGGCUUUCAGGUCGGCCUUUGUGUGGCGUGCGGACGAACAUAAUAUAUUGUUCGCUUCAUCCUCAUCUUCUUUCUGUCUUUCAGGGGUCAUUUGUUUCGCAAGCGCGUCACCCAGAUGCUCAAGGACGUCAAGACAUGUAUGUAUGGCAGUGUGUUUAUUGGGAUAAGGCUGCAUGCACAGACGUCUACUUGGUGUGUCUGGGUGUGUGGCAGCCGAGCAGUACAUGACCAAACUCAAGCUGGACAAGUAUUCUCACACAGACAGACAGACAGACCGACAGAGGCAGAAGAGGCAGAUGAGGAGGAUACUAUCUCUCUGUGUUUUCCUUGUGCGUGUGCAUGUGUGUGCGUGUGGCCAUCCGUCCACAGGUCGGAGGUGUAUCUGCUGCAGCAGCUGGUGAUCGAGCGCAAGUCGCGGCUGGGCCACGGCAUGUCGGGCAACGUAGUCAAAUGCACCGACGCAAAUCAAACCAAACACUUCGCCAUGAAGGUAGGUACCUCUCCCCUCCUCCCUCCCUCCCUCCCUCCCUCAUGUGUGUCGGUGUGUGUGUGUGCAGGGUUUGGACCUGACAGUGUACAAGAGCAAGAGUGAGAAGGAGCGCGAGAAGAAGAAAAAGGAGGGCGGCAAGGAUGGGGGCAAGGACAAGGAGGACUCCCCGCUCCAGAGGAUCAAGAAGAAAUGCGGCGUCAAGGACGACGGUACACACGUGUGCAGAUGGGCAUGGGCAGCGGGGAAGUGUGUCAUGGGUGUCAGUAUGUGUCUAUGUGUGCAGAGGGGGAGAAUAACGACGCUGGCGACAAGGAGGACAAGGAGAAGAGGAAGCGGAAAGAACAGGACUUCAUCGCAUCACAGGUCGGCACGGCAGCGAGCCCAGCCACACACACCUACACACACACAUGGAUGGAUGGAUGGAUGGACACGUUUCCACACCCCUCUGUGUCUUUCCUUCUCCAUGUGUUAAGUUGCGUUCGUUUGAGAUAGAGGUCGACUUCCUGAAGCGUCUCAAGGCCUCCAACCACCCCAACAUCGUCUACCUAGAGGGCAUCGCAAUCUCGCCCCCACACUACUGCAUUCGUACCUAUCCAUCCAUCCAUCCACAAUACUCAUCUGACCUUAUUUCUCAGUGACACGUUUGGAGAAGCAUGCCCUGGCGACCAAUGUGCGUGUGUUGGCCUUUGAGAAGGGCCGCCGGGGGGUGCUGCCGACCCCCAUGGCGAGCCUGUCGCCAUACGACCUGCCGCAACAGCUUAGCAUGGGAGCUGAGGUACACCGGGACAUGGAUCUACGUCUGUCUGUGUAGGUGUAUGUGUGUGUGUGUGUGUGUGUGUGAGCGCAGAUAGCCUCUGCCGUGGCCGAGCUGCACAAGCACAUGAUACUUCACAGAGACAUCAAGUCCAACAACGUCCUGGUACGGUACGGCACGCCUACCACACCACACCGUGACGCACACACACACGCACGCCCACACCCCACCCCACGCACAUCUCAGAUGUGCAUCUAAACAGAUUCGUCAGACGCCGACGGAUGGAGGUUAUCCGUCGGUGUGUCUGUGUGACUUCGGCAUAGCGCGCCAGAUGAAGGAGGAGGGUCGCGGCAUAUACCCUGGCAACGGCGGUACCUACACCACACACAUGUCUCUCUCUGUCUGCCCAUGGACGGAUCGAUGUGUGUGUGUGUGUGUCAAUCAGCGGGCACACCAUCGUACAAGGCGCCGGAGGUGAUCUCAGAGCACGGUAGGGAUAGCUAUAAUGGACAGGUACAUCUCGUUGACGUCGAUUCGUGCUUGUUGUCUGUUCAGGGUUCUACUCGAUGGCAGGCGACGUGUGGGGCAUCGGGGCCGUGCUCAGCGAGCUCUUCGCAGGCACGCACCAAUGCCAUGCAGACACAUAAUGACGCUCCACCUGUACAGUGUAUAGGUAUCUUCGUGGGCGUGUGUGCACUGUGCAGGUGUGCAGUCGCUGUGCCAGUGGGUGUCCAUCACCAACAACCAGAAGGACAAACGAGUCCUCAGCGGAUUCGCUGUCAGCCGCCCACCCCACCCACAACACACACACACACACACAGAUGCAUGUCAGCACCUACGUGUGCGGUGUCGUGUUAAUCCCCCCAGCUGCCGCCGCUGCCCGAUUCGGUCCCUGCUGGCCCCAAGGAGGUCAUCCUGGUGACCAAAACAAACCAACACAUGUACAGCACGCCCACCACCAUGUUUGUGUUGUAUUGCGUACCUGCGUGCAGCGGUGCAUGCAGUACGAGGCGCCCCUGCGCCCAUCUGCCGCACAGGUGAGUGCGGUGCUUGGCGGGCACACCACACAAAGACGCGACGCGUGUGUGGGUGCGAGUGUGUGUGCAGGUAGCGGCUGUGUUGCGUCGGCUGCUCAAGGAGUACGAGGAGGAGAACGCCUUCCCGCCCAAAGCCAAACGAGGCACGAACAACACAACACAACACAACACACCCAAAUGUGUGUUCAUAUUUGCGGGCUGCCCGCCUGUGUCCAUCCAUCCACAGGCACGCGCAUCAAGAGCAAUGACGCCAAGAGUGCCGGGGCGAGUGCAGGUAGUGACGACGCGGCCGCCAAGGGGGCGGCGCUCGACCCCCUGCCGGAGGACCUACACGUACGCACACACAAACCAUCACACACAUGGACAGACAGCUCAUGAAGAGAGAGAGAGACACGCAUUAUUGUGGCCAUCAAAUGAAUGAGUUUGUUCAGUAUGAGUACUACCUGCGGCUGGGCGUGGCCUCCUUUCGCAUGAGAUCGCAGCGCGCAAACGCAUACGUACACCCACACACACAGAGACACAGAUACACACACACAGACACACACAAAGAUCCAUACGAUGGCCGAUGGCAUGAGUGCAGCAAAUGUUGGACGAGUUGGAGAAGAAGCGAUAUGAGACCAUGAAGGAGGCCGACAAGAUGCUUGUGCGGGUCGGCCACACGGACCAUCCACAGCAACAUCUUACGCAGUCACUGACACACCUCCUGUGCCCCUCUGUCUGUCUGUCUGUCUGUCUGUCUGCUGCAGCGUUUGUCGGUGAUGGCUCGUUUUCAGGAGGAGAAGUACCGUCGCGAGCGGCAGCCCGAGGAGGGAGACGACCACUUCGCUCUCAUCCCACAAUAUAACGGGCAAGGUACAGUACACGCCCUACACACGCAUUCAUUCUGGCUGGAUGGACGGAUGGAUGUGUGAGUGUGCGCAUGCGUGUUGGCUGCAGGGACGUACGUGGCUGACCCGAACGUGGUCAAGCAGGGGUGGGUGUCGCCCUACCAGCGGUCGCCCUACCGCAACAGCACUAUGCGCUCAUACAAAUGGCUUCUGCAGGGUGAGGGGCUCAAUGGAUGGAUGGAUGGAUGGCUGACUUACACACCUGCGCGCCUCUCUGCAUGUCUCUCUCUCUCUGUGUGUGUGUGUGUGAGCAGGUGUGAAGCCGACAGUGCCCAAAGGCAGCGUGGCGUUCGGCGGUUCGCACAACAAGUGGGUGCAGAGUGAGACCGGCAAGUGGGUCAGGCAGCAGUAG